AUGAUGAAGCUGCUUCUUUCUCUGACUCUCAUCUGGGCGUUCUCCAGCACAGGUGAAGCACUUGUGUGUCAAACUUGCACAAAUGCUGCCUGUUCAACCACAGCAGCAGUUCCAUGUCCCACAGGCACGAUGUGUAUCACAGCUUCCAUUCAAGCCGUUUCAUCUGGGACUCCUGGACAGCAAAUCUACAAGGCCUGUGCCCCCCCCUCCCUGUGUCCAUCCACAGGCUCUCAGACAUUUUCAGUUAACUUGGGUGUUUCGAGUGCACUUGCAAGUGCUACAUGCUGCAGCACAGACAACUGCAACUCCAACACUCUGCCUUUCCCUGUGGUUCCAGCAGGUAACAGUCUACUGUGUCACGUUUGUAACCCCAUCACCUCUGACUGCAGCUCUUUAGUACCAUGUUGGGGAACAGAGGAUCGCUGCUUUCAAGCCAGUGUGACAAAUUUGGCAGGCACUUCUCCAGCUUUUGGCUGUGCAUCUACAAAUAUGUGUGCAGCUGCUGCCAGCCUGAAGUCACUGCCUUUCAUGCAAGAUGUUGGUACCAUUACCAGUGGACCAGCCUGUUGUGGGACUAGUUUGUGUAACACUCUCACUGCACCAACUACUACAACCACUUCCCCAACUACACAACCACCGCCCCAACUACACAACCACUGCCCCUACUACAGCAACCACCGCUCCAACUACAGUAACCACUGCCCCUACUACAGCAACCACCGCCCCUACUACAGCAACCACUGCCCCAACUACAGCAACCACUGCCCCUACUACAGCAACCACCGCUCCAACUACAGUAACCACUGCCCCUACUACUGCAACCACCGCCCCUACUACAGCAACCACUGCCCCUACAACUGCAACCACUGCCCCAACUACAGCGCAGAUUCACUAUUGGAGCAGCUAUUCUCCCAGGAUCCCUCCUCUGAGCCCGAAGAGGACGCAAAAGAGGCAGACCGAGAAGCGGAUGGACAACCAGAUGGAGGAGCAGACUGGGAAGAAGACAGAGAUGACUUUGAGGACGACGUGGAGGACAACUUGGAGGAUGAGGUAGAAGAUAACGGAGACGACAAGGACUACGACCUAGUGGGUGACGCUUCUGCAGAUUCGUCAUCCUUGGAGGAAGAAGAAGAGGGACAAGACCAUGGCUGCACCACCACCCCCACCGGACUCGUGGAAGGAGAGACCUUCCAGUGA
This is a messenger RNA of Limanda limanda (common dab), 1197 nucleotides long. RefSeq lists its product as uncharacterized. Bases 1 to 1197 code for a protein of 398 amino acids. The record is from RefSeq and is a predicted model, not a curated record. Lineage: Eukaryota; Metazoa; Chordata; Actinopteri; Pleuronectiformes; Pleuronectidae. The transcript has 8 exons.